AUGCGAACAACGCAUUGGCAGAGUGAGUUUUGGGCGGAACGGAAGAGGAGUAAUUGGGGAGAAACAGGGACUCAGCAGGGGAGCAGAAUACGGCAGACGAGUUGGAUGGAGGACACCAGACGGGGAGAGACGAGAGUUCGCGGUGAGGAGGCCGGAGCGAGCGAGAUCAGCCGAAACGUCGAGGUGAUCGGAGGGAAGCGAAGAAUACCUCAUCAAUGGAUGAAAAUGGGGAGGAGCGAUAUUAGCCAACCUUGGGUGGAGCCUUCCAUAACGCUAGUCACGUACGGUAACUACGGUAAUAAUGCCUUGUCUCGUCCACGGAUGCAUCGCCGCCACUGCGUCUCCAUAUUUGCCAUCCUCCAGCGUGCUCGGGGAAUAAUUACUUCGCGGUGGCAGUAG
Messenger RNA from Coccidioides immitis RS, 399 nucleotides. RefSeq lists its product as uncharacterized. The record is from RefSeq and is a predicted model, not a curated record. Bases 1 to 399 code for a protein of 132 amino acids. The transcript is spliced from 2 exons. Lineage: Eukaryota; Fungi; Ascomycota; Eurotiomycetes; Onygenales; Onygenaceae.